Messenger RNA from Scutellospora calospora, 700 nucleotides. The record is from the annotation of a GenBank genome assembly. NCBI's taxonomy places the organism in Eukaryota, Fungi, Glomeromycota, Glomeromycetes, Diversisporales, Gigasporaceae.
UCUUUUAGUCUUUUUACUCCACCCGAGAGAGUUAAUAAUUAUGUCUGAUAAUGUAGCUCACGCACUCAGCGGCGCCGCUGGUGGUAUCGUUUCUAUGGCUUUAACAUACCCUUUAAUAACAGUUAGUUCUAGACUUCAGGGUGGGAGGGAUGCUAUUUUAAAGAUUAUAAAUCAAGAAGGUUUUAGUGGAUUAUAUUCUGGAGUUAGUUCUGCCAUAUUCGGUAUUGCCGUUACGAAUGGUGUUUAUUAUUAUUUUUACGAGUGGACCAAGGAAAUAUUUGAAAAAUCUGCACAACAAAAACGUCCUAUCUCAAUCAAAGAAUCUAUGCUUUCAGGCGCUAUAGCCGGUGCUUUAACCGCUGUAGUCACGAACCCUAUUUGGGUGGUUAAUUCACAGUUGGCAGUAAAUAUGGGUAAUUUGGAGGAUAUGACUCGUAUGACAACACGUAAAGAAUCUCUAGAUGAAAGUACUACCAGCCAGUCAAGUGUAAAUCAAGGAAAAACAAAAAGAUUAGGAACUAUCUCAACAGUUAUGAAAAUUAUUGAAGAAGACGGGAUUAUGUCCUUCUGGCAAGGUGUUAUUCCUGCUCUUAUCUUGGUUAUCAACCCAAUUAUUCAAUAUACUUCGUUUGAACAAUUAAAAGUUCAAUUAGAGAAAUUUAGGAAAUUAGGAAAUCUUGACUUUUUCUUAUUAGGUGCU